AUGCUGCGCUUCCCGAGGGACCGCUUCCUCAUUUGCCUUUGCGGUGUGUAUUAUGCAGCCUUCGCUUCUAUCCGCUCACAAGUCCGCGGUCUCUACGGCGAAGAUGGCAUCGAGCCCGUGGACGUCUUCCUCCGCGGCGUAAAGCACCAGUAUGCAGGAUCGCGCGACGCUUCGACACUCAAGUGGAUCUUCAACAGAUUCCCGACGCUUGUGUGGCUACAUGAGCCGCUGCAGUGGAGCCCGAGCUUCUGCAUGGAGGUGAUUUGCCUGGUGGGCGUCACCGUGUCGGUGCUGGGCGUUCUACGGCCGGCGUGGCGCACUGCUGGACCGCUGGCGCUGCUGUGGUUCUGCUACUUGUCCAUCGUGCAGUGCGGCCAGACCUUCAUGCAAUUUCAAUGGGACUCGUUUCUGCUGGAGGUCGGCGUUCUGGCGGUGCUGCUAGCCCCGUGGUGGCAGCCGCACAACAAGACGGACAAUAUGUUCGAAACACCGGCGGCUGCGGUUUGGACGCUGCGCUUCCUGUUCUUCAAGUUCAUGAUCAUGUCCGGCGCUGUCAAGAUCCAGUCUCGCUGCCCUACAUGGCUUGGGCUCACUGCGCUGGACUUCCAUUUCGCGUCACAGCCUCUACCUCUACCUCUCGCUUGGUAUGCACUGCAGGCUCCGCCGAUUAUCAACCGCCUUGCUGUAGCAGUAACACUGCUGAUUGAAGGCCCCUGGACAUUCUUCUUGCUCGCGCCUCAUACCGCGUUGCGGAGGGUCGGUGCCAUUCAGCAAAUCGCGCUGCAGAUUUCCAUUAUCCUGACGGGGAAUUACAACUUCUUCAAUCUCUUGACCAUGGUUCUGGCGGGGGCUCUACUUGACAUCGACAGCCACACCGCCAAGGACAAAUAUCGCUACGCAAAGUCAACGACAACCACGCACAAGUCAUGGAUUACUCGAGUGGAGUGGGCAUGGUACACAUUUCAGACGCACCCGGCCGUCACGAAAGCAGCUUUAUUGGGCAGUCUCGGAUUUUGCGUCUACACAUGGCUGGAGGUCUUCGCAAUGACGACUCAGGAUGAUCCGUUCAAGGAGCAGCAUGGCUUCAUGGAGCUACUGCUAGCUACAAGGAUCCGAUUGCUACCAUCUGUGGAGGAUACCCAGACAUGGCUAGCGCUGAUUUUGCCGCGUUGUGUGCUGCUCGCCGCUACCCUCGUCGUAUGCUCAAGCUGCUGGCAACUUGUUCGCUCCACAUCCCGACGGGACCGCAGCUUUAAUGGCUCCAGGAAAAGGCUUGCUCUGCGAUCCAUGUACUUGCUGACGACGACGAUGGCAAGCUUAUGGGUCUUCACGAGCAGUGCGGCCACUCUGGCGGUGUUGGAUCAGUCCUACCAGCACUCACUGCCGUCUUUUGCUGUCUCGGUGUACCGCUCGACGGAAAAGUACCGCAUCACCAGCGCCUACGGGCUAUUUCGCACCAUGACGGGCGUGGGCACGGUUCAACUCGAGAAUGGACAACGUUUCUCGGUGGUUGCUCGACCGGAGAUCAUAUUGGAAGGCACGAAAGACGGCGGGCUGACAUGGGAAGAAUAUCACUUCAAGUACAAGCCGUGCGACGUGAAUGCCGCGCCGCGCUUGGUAGCUCCUUUCCACCCGCGACUGGAUUGGCAGAUGUGGUUCGCCGCACUGGGCGACUACCAAAGCGCACCGUGGCUUGUGCAUCUCGUGACCAAACUCUUGGAAGGCUCCCCAGGCGUGAAGGAGCUGCUCGACUCGACUCGCGACCCGUUUCCGGACGCCCCACCGGACGCCAUUCGAGCGCAGCUCUACUACUACGACUUCACGCGCCUGAACACGUCGUGGAACCAAGCUCUCCCGACGUCCAGGAUCCUGGACAACAGCAGCGACCCACAGUGGUGGACGAGGACCUAUGUGAGGGAGUACUUGCCAGCGCUGGAGCGUGGGAACCCGUCGCUCGCAGCGUUUGUGCAGCAGCACUGGCCGCAGGAGCCCACCCCAGUUCCCAAGCUUUCGCCGACGGUCUCAGCUACGCGUCAGUGGAUCGACCAGGUGCUGCAGUGGCUGUGCAGAUCCCCGUGGUCGCCCGUGGGUCUCGCGGCCGGCAUCAUGAUUGCCCUGUCCGGUGUUGCAACACUGUUCCGCUGCAGCAGUGAAACAGCCAAGUUGAAGCUCGAUUAA
Messenger RNA from Phytophthora sojae, 2178 nucleotides. RefSeq lists its product as hypothetical. Gene Ontology annotation, cellular component: endoplasmic reticulum membrane. Gene Ontology annotation, biological process: protein maturation. The transcript is spliced from 3 exons. Bases 1 to 2178 code for a protein of 725 amino acids. The record is from RefSeq and is a predicted model, not a curated record. NCBI's taxonomy places the organism in Eukaryota, Oomycota, Peronosporomycetes, Peronosporales, Peronosporaceae.